UGAAAUGACAGGGAAUUUCGGAAUAGCCUGAUUAAAGGAACGAUCGGACUCGGACUCUUCCUGCAGAUCCUUUGCCCAAGAUGACGAAGGGUACAUCCAGUUUUGGUAAACGGCGUAAUAAGACGCACACAUUGUGCAGAAGAUGUGGACGUAGUUCUUACCACAUCCAAAAGUCGCAAUGUGCUCAGUGUGGCUACCCAGCCAAGAAGAUGCGUUCAUACAACUGGUCAGUUAAGGCAAAGAGGAGGAAGACCACUGGUACUGGCCGUAUGCGUUAUCUUAAGAUUGUCCGCCGUAAAUUCAAGAAUGGAUUCAGGGAAGGCUUGCCAAAACCUAAAGCUGUUGCGGCUAAAUAAUGCAUAAAUAUCCCAUCUUGUUUAAUUAAGUUGUAUUUCGACUACCAAUAAAAAAUUUUAAAUGAA
Messenger RNA from Camponotus floridanus (Florida carpenter ant), 422 nucleotides. It is a transcript of the gene RpL37a, whose product is annotated as 60S ribosomal protein L37. Gene Ontology annotation, molecular function: structural constituent of ribosome; RNA binding. Gene Ontology annotation, cellular component: ribosome; cytosolic large ribosomal subunit. Lineage: Eukaryota; Metazoa; Arthropoda; Insecta; Hymenoptera; Formicidae. The transcript has 4 exons. Gene Ontology annotation, biological process: translation. The record is from RefSeq and is a predicted model, not a curated record. Bases 81 to 356 code for a protein of 91 amino acids.